Messenger RNA from Brenthis ino (lesser marbled fritillary), 2139 nucleotides. The record is from the annotation of a GenBank genome assembly. NCBI's taxonomy places the organism in Eukaryota, Metazoa, Arthropoda, Insecta, Lepidoptera, Nymphalidae.
AUGACUGACAAUACUUCUAAAGAGCCCCCAUUACAAACAAUGAGUGGUAUGCCACCGAACCAUAACCCAUGGAUGUAUGGUCUUUAUCACCAGUACAAUGGGUAUCACGGUGGCAUGUUCCAUCAAUUUUAUAAUCAUCAAUACUUCAAUCAAAUCGGAAAUAACGGAGGAUUUCAUAACGACGCUCACCAUUUUCAACAAAAUAAGGACGCUAAAGCUGAUUUUGGUCAUACUCAGUUUUCCAAACCGCCUCCUCCUUUGUUGGGAAUGUCUCCACUCGAUUCAAAUCGUCCAUUUAACAAUCAAUCUCCUAUACGGUUUAAUCUUUCUGGUAAUAGAAAAUCUGCCCCUAUUCCCCCUAAUGAAAAUCCUCUUUUAACCAAUAAUAAUUCAAAGAAAAAACGAAAGAAGGGAAGCAAGUCUUGUGACGAUUCGGAGGCAAUUUUGCUCCCGCCUCUGCCUGAUCAUCCACCACCUUUACCUCCAUGUCCUCCGCCGGAUCUUCCUAAGCCUCCUCCUCCUCCUCCUCUUGAUGUUCCACUGCCGCCUCCGAUUGCAACUGAAGACAUUCCUGAACCAUUAGAGGAUCCUACAAAUGCAAUUAGUAAAGAAAGAGAAUUGGAGAAUAUUGUCUUGAGUGACAAUUCUUCAAACUUUUUAUACUCUUCUUCGAUACAAACAACUGCAGGAACAUGGCCUGAAAGCUUAGAAAGGUACAUCAAAAGAUGCUAUGAGAAAUGUAAAACAGCUUUUGAUCGUGACCAAAUAGAUAUAUGUUUAAAGGGUCGUAUUACAGCUGCAGCAAACAAAGAUGAAAUUUGGACAAGGAACUGGGAUGAAGAGCCCAUACCUAGUGUUCAUAGUGAAAGAAAUAAUUUAUCAGUGAAACCUGUUAAUACUUCAUUUGCUUUAUAUCAAAAAUCUGAGGCUGUUUCAGAGCCAAAUAAGAACAAAAUUGCCUUGGGUCCUAGAGGCUCCCAACAAAGAAGACGCAAAGCACGUUCCAGGAGUCAUUCCAAAUCAAAAAGUCCACCUAGAAAGAGACAUAGCACAUCCUCCGGGUCUAGUGAUGAAGUUGAAGACAAGAAAAAUUUUAAGAACAAAAGUCGUCAAAAGAUUAAAGACAGAUUGUCCUUGGAUCAGAAGAAGCAUGAAAAAUAUCCAAAAAAUAUUAAAAAGAAAGCUUAUAAUCACUUUGCCAUUGAAGAUGUGCAUGGCAAUGCUGAAAAAUUGCAGAAAAGAGCACAGCGUUUUGGUAAUACAAGUGUACCCACCAUAGCUAGCUCACUGCAAGCCAGUAGUAAGAGACCUGAACCUUGCUCGAAGAGGCCAAUAAUACAAGACACUGAAGGCGAUUAUGAACUUAAUAAUAUGCAUAUAGUAGGAACUUGCACAGAUAUUGAAAAGUCCUUUUUACGGUUAACUAAAGCUCCAGAAGCUUGUGAAGUAAGACCUGUGCUCAUUUUGAGGAACUCUCUCAAGAAUGUAAAGGAACGUUGGAUAGACAAACAAGAUUACAGAUAUGCCUGUGAUCAAUUAAAAUCAAUAAGACAAGAUUUAACUGUACAAGGUGUGCGAGAUAGUUUUACUGUAGAGGUCUAUGAAACUCAUGCCAGGAUAGCUUUAGAAAAGGGUGAUCAUGAAGAAUUCAAUCAAUGUCAAACACAACUUAAAAUGCUCUACUCUGAACUACCGGAUUGUAGAGCUAAUGAAGCAGAGUUCAAAGCUUAUAGGAUAUUGUAUUAUGUAUUCACAAAUAAUACUUUAGAUCUAACUACAAUAUUUCAGUUUUUGUCAAAAGAAGAUAGAGAAAAUGAGUGUAUCAAACAUGCAUUAAAUACUCGAUGUGCGUGGGCAACAGGAAAUUUGCACAAGUUUUUCAUGUUAUAUAAGUCUGCCCCAAUGAUGGCGGGAUAUUUGAUAGACUGGUUUGUGGACAGGGAGCGGAAAAAUUACUUGAAAUACAUCAUAAAGUCCUACAGACAAAGUGUUCCCGUGGACUUCAUCGUUCGAGAGUUGGCGUUUGAGUCGAGUUCUAAGGCUUUAGAGUUUUUAAAUCAAUUUCCUCUCUCAUACACUGGCAGCGAUCAGACUCACAUUGAUUGUAAGGCCAGCCUCAACUUUGCUAAUCAAAGUAUC